Molecule: messenger RNA, 687 nt
Organism: Entrophospora candida
Lineage: Eukaryota; Fungi; Glomeromycota; Glomeromycetes; Entrophosporales; Entrophosporaceae
Source: the annotation of a GenBank genome assembly
AUAAGUACAUUUGAUAAUUUAGCGGUGAUUUCCGAUGAAUUUGUCAAAAAUGAUCAAUCAUUUGAAUCUGUAACAACGAGAAUUGUUGAUAUUCUUUGCAGUCUAUUGAAAGGAGACACUGAUCAAGUCGAAGCAAAUUUAAUGGUAAAUGAUAAACAUUUUGUUUUAGAUUCUGAAUACUUGGAAAGUAAAAAUCUUUAUAAAGAAUGGUACUCUAAAUAUGAAACUAUUAUUCAAAUGAUUGUACUGCAAUCUUCUCAAAAAAUUGCAGAAGAUAGUGAUUAUGGAUUGUUUACAAAAUGGUUAGUGAAGAAUGAGAUGGCUAAUCAUCAUAAAGAAUUUGGGGAAGUUGGAGCUACAGAAAAAGAAUUAUGGACAUCAUUAUUAAGAUUGGCAACUAUGAAUUUUGGAAAAGUAUUUGUAUCAUGGGUUCACUUGAAAAUAUUAAGAGUUUAUGUUGAAUCUGUAUUGCAUUAUGGAUUACCACCUGAUUUCAUGUCAGUUAUAAUAAAGAAAAUAAGAGAAAUACUAAAUACACAAUAUGGAAAAUAUGGAGGGGAAUUGGGUAAUGAGUCAAGUAAAGUUGAAAAUAUUGAGGAAUUCCAUAAUUUGGUUGAUAAAGAUUAUUAUCCAUAUAUGUGUGUUGAAAAAGCAGCAAACCCUGCACAACCAAAUAAAACAGCCUGA